ACCAUAUGGAAUGCACCUCUCUUCAAGAACAAGCAAAAACAGAUGUUUAGACAUUUUUACAAAUGUAUACAAACAGAAAUAGAAAUACCUUAUUUAAAUAAGUAUUCAGACCCUUUGCUAUGAGACUCGAAAUGUGCUCACGUGCAUAAUGUUUCCAUUGAUCAUUUUUAAAUGGUUGAAGUUUGGAACCACCGAGACUAGAGCUGGUCACCCGACCAAACUAAGCAAUCGUGGUAAAGGGCCUUGGUCAAGGAUUUGACCAAAAACCUGAUGGUCACUCUGACAGAGCUCCAGAGUUCCUCUGUGGAGAACCUUCCAGAAGGACAACCAUCUCUGCAGCACUCCACCAAUCAGGUUUUUAUAGUAGAGUGGCCACUCCUCAGUAAAAGGCACAAGACAGCUCACUUGAAGUUUGCCAAGGCACUUAAAAGGACUCAGACCAUGAGAAACAAGAUCCUCUGGCCUGAUGAAACCAAGAUGGAACUGGCCUAAAUGCAUAAAUGCCAUGCGUCACAUCUGGAGGAAACCUGGCACCAUCCCUACGGUGUAGCAUGGUGGUGGCAGCAUCAUGCUGUGGGGAUGUUUUUCAUCGGCAUGGAUUGGGAGACUAGUCAGGGUUGAGGGCAAGAUGAAUAGAGCAAAGUACAGAUAGAUCCUUGAUGAAAACCUGCUCCAGAGUGCUCAGGACCUCAGACUGGGGUGAAGGUUCACCUUCCAACAGGACAAUGACCCCAAGCACACAGUGACUUCGGGACAAGUCUCUGAAUGUCCUUGAGUGGCCUAGCCGGAGCCCGAACUUGAACCUGAUCGAACAUCUCUGGAGAGACCUGAAAAGAGCUACGCAGCGACGCUCCCCAUCCAACUAGACAGAGCUUGAGAGGAUCUGCAGAGAAGAAUGAGAGAAACUCCACAAAUGCAGGUGUGUCAAGCUGUUAGCAUAAUUUCCAAGAAGAAUCAAGGCUCUAGUCACUGCCAAAGGUUCUUCAACAAAGUACUGAGCAAAGGGUCUGAAUACUUGUGUAAAUGUGAUAUUUAACUUUUUAUGAAAACCAGUUUUUGCUUUGUUAUUAUGUGGUAUUGUGUGUAGAUUGAUGAGGGAAGAAACUAUUUCAUCCAUUUUGAAAUAAGGCUAUAAUGUAGCAAAACGGGUCAAAAAUCAAGGGUUCUGUAUACUUUCCGAAUGCACUGUACACCAAAUUGACCCAAACCCAGCCUCAUUAAUAACAGUGUCAUUAAUAACAUUAAUAAUAAUUCUUAGUUUUAUUGGUUAAUUUGUGAUUAUUGCAUUUAUGAUAGAUGAGGUAAAUAUUAUACUGUUACAAUAUUACAUAACCUUUUAAAGUAAAUAAGAGUAAAAGUAGGUAUGGGUGUAUAAGCAGUCGCACAUGAUUUAUUUUUAUUCCAAUUCCUCAGCUCUACCUUUUAAAGGCAAACAAAUAUCUAUUUACGAAUUAGUAUUGUUGACAAUUUUUCCAGCACGUUCUUUGAACUCUGUGCUUGACUGAACGGCUGUUUAGAAAAGGUGCCCCCCAUUGUGCAUUUAAAUCUUUGUCCCACUGUACAUUGAACGCCUUUGUUCACAUACAGUACAAUGAGUGUUUCAGAUGGAGUUAGGGAAUAUGUGUGGUCAGCCCAUUCUCUCCUCAUCCAGCUCAAUAGACUCCAUAACGUCCAACGACCAGCUCCCACUUCAAAGAUAGUUAUGCAGAUUGCUUGCUUUGGCAUUUUUCCAGAUUUGGAUCGGAAAGAAAUACAUUUUCCCAAGGUUAAGAAAUGGGAGACUGGUCCAUUCUUGGUCGCUUCUUAACGGAGGUUCAGAACCACUCCACGGUGAUCGGCAAGAUCUGGCUGACCAUGCUCCUCAUCUUCCGCAUCCUGCUGGUGACCCUGGUGGGGGAUGCAGUGUACAGCGAUGAGCAGUCCAAGUUCACCUGCAACACCCUGCAGCCUGGUUGCAACAACGUCUGCUACGACACCUUCGCCCCAGUCUCACACCUGCGUUUCUGGGUCUUCCAGAUAGUGCUCGUCUCCACACCGUCUAUCUUCUACAUUGUCUAUGUGUUGCACAAGAUAGCCAAGGAUGAGAAGUUAGAGCCUGAGAAGAUCCAUGAGGUCGCCAAGCCUCCUCCUGCACGUGAAAGUCUCAAACAUGUAGGGGUGGAGGAUGGGGAAACCCUGGAGGCCAGCAACCGCUCCUUCAACCCCUGCUAUGAGAAGGAGUGGGGCGCCCGGGAGGGGGGGUAUUUGGAGCAGAGCCUGCUGGAGGAGGACUUGCGGGAGGUGGGGAAGGAUCCCACCGAGCUGUCCAGCCAAGUGCUGCUGACCUACAUCAUUCACGUGGUGCUGCGCUCCAUCAUGGAGAUAGCCUUCCUGGUGGGCCAGUACUACCUGUUUGGCUUUGAAGUGCCUCAACUGUUCCGCUGUGAGACCUACCCCUGUCCUAACUGGACUGACUGUUUUGUGUCUCGUGCCACAGAGAAGACCAUCUUCCUCAACUUCAUGUUCAGCAUCAGCCUGGGAUGCUUCAUCCUGAACAUUGUGGAGCUGCACUACCUGGGCUGGGUCUAUAUUUUCCGUGUGCUGUGCUCUGCCUGCUCUACAUGCUGCGAGCCAGAGAGGGACCCUGUGGAACUUGUGGACCUGUAUCACAACCACAACCCUCUGCUGCUGCAGCUCAAACACUCCCUACGAGGCAGGGUGGUCCUGCAGACCUCCCCUCCCAUGUCCCAGGAGAAGAGCAGUGGAGUGUUGCCCACCCACACCCCAGCCAUCUCCUUUGAGACUGACUCCACAGUAGAGUGCACCUCCAAGAGAAGCCCAGAUGAGAAAGAACGCACUAAGGCCAAACUGGCCAACAUAACUAAAAUAGGCAGAGGCAAGAAAUCCUGGCUGUGAACUGUCAAACUGUGUAUUUUUUCUUUCCGUUGAAUAUUCUUCUUUUGCUUCUUCCAAUCAACUGAAGAUGGAUUACAGUUGUUUACAGUAAGACUGCAAAAGUAAUAGUCCUUUGAGUCUUUUGCAGUGAAUCUUUAGAAAUUCCAUAGGAGUACCCAUAGCCAGCAAAAGCAUUGAAAACUGGAUGUGCUCACAUUUCUGUGUACAUGGGUAGAAAUGAUCAACUUUAAUAUGUAACCACUUUGGUGCCGUUUGAGUAUUGAAAAAAAAUAGGAAGUUUUAUUUCACCUAAUUUUAACAUUCUAUCAUAAAGAGCACAUGUACAGCCUAAUGAAAAACCCAUUUGCCCAUUUCAGUAGGUUACAUAAAACAAACGACUAUAGUAUGUGCCUAAUAAGUGCCAAAUAAAGUAACAAGGUUGACCGUAACAGGGUGGUGAUUUAAUCUUAAAUCAGCAAUAAAUCCCCCUGUGACAGGGGGAAUGGAAGCUUGUUGUGUGCAACAGGGAGGGGCAAUUGAAUGCAAGCUUCACCAAAAAUGUUUAAUUGUUAAAUAAUUUCUGGCCUAUCUAGGGGUAAUAGGAUUGAUGUGUUAUGCUGGACCUGCUUGAUUUUCCACCACAAAACACCAGAAAAUGGUCAUAAAGAGUAGAACUGGCAUAUACACAAUGAUUUGACUAUGAGAUCAUGUUCAGUGUCUCUUUUGAAUAGUUUAACCAUACUCAAACAGUCCAGUUGAGAUAACAGGGUUGACCUAAAAAAAUAUAAUCUUAAAAUGAAUCACUAAUGACAUAAAAUAAAUAAUACUCUUCAGAAAUGACUUUUCCAACAUAACCAAGGCUUUAUAAUGAUGGUGAAAACUUGGAGAAAUGUUGUGGUUAAGUGGGUUAAAAAUCUUUAAAAUCUUCCUAAAAGUCACAGAGGAUGCACAGAGGCACUUUAGUAAGUUGAAUUCAUAUACAAAAUCUGAUUGAUUUAAUUUUCCAUGUGGUCUAUAUUACAGGGCACUUUAUUAAAUAUAACAGGCUUUUAUUUGUGCAAAACCUUUACUUAGAAUGUCAAAGUGAUGCAGAAAGCACUAAUAUUGUCGAACAACCCAACUAUUCAUAUCACAUCUGUAAUUUAACCAAUGAAAUGGUUUCAAAAGGAAAUUAUACUUGCCACAAUUUCAACAAAUAUAAUAUACAUUUAAAUACAAAAUAAAAACUUAAAAAAAAAAAACAAUUUAUCAAGUUAUUAUUACAAAAGUGGUUUGUUGGCAGUUUUUGUCAUAAAAUGUUCUUCUUAGUUACACUACCAGUUUUACCUCAUGCUAAUAUCUAGAAAAUCUAAGAGAAGAUGGCCCCUUUCUCUUGAUUAGAAGAUUACUUUAGUAACUUUAACAAGGUAUCUUGAGAGCAGGUGAGUGAGAGAAUACCAGGAGUGUGCAAAGCUGUCAUCAAGGCAAAGUGUGGCUAUUUGAAGAAUGUGUUAUUUCAACGUUUUGAUGUCUUCACUAUUAUUCUACAAUGUAGAAAAUAGUAAAAAGAAAGAAAACCCCUUGAAUGAGUAGGUGUGUCCAAACUUUUGACUGGUACUGUAUAUAAAAACAUUUUCCUUAAAGUAUAUUUUUAAGGGGGGUAUACAGAAUAUUUGGUAAAAGUUUAAGUCCAUAUUAUGGCAAGAACAGCUCAAAUAAGAAAAUAAAAACAAUGCAUCAUUAUUUUAAGAUCAGGUCAGUCAAGAUGGAACAUUUCAAGAACUUUGAAAGUUUCUUCAAAUUCAGUCGCAAAAACCAUCAAGCGCUAUGAUGAAACUGGCAAUCACGGGGACCGCCACAAGAAUGGAAGACCCAGAGUUACCUCUGCUGCAGAGGAUAAGUUAAUUUGAGUAACCAGCCUCAGAAAUUGCAGCCCAAAUAAAUGCUUCACAGUGUUCAAGUAACAGACACAUCCCAACAUCAACUGUUCAGAGGAGACUGCAUGAAUCAGGUCUUCACGGUCGAAUUGCUGCAAAGAAACCACUACUAAAGGACACCAAUAAGAAGAGACUUGUUGGGGCAGAAACAUGAGCAAUGGACAGAAACAUGAGCAAUGGACAUUAGACCGGUGGAAAUUUGUCCUUUGGUCUGGAGUCUAUUCUGGAGUCCAAAUUGGAUAUUUUGGUUCCAACCGCCGUGUUUUGUGAGACGUUGUGUGGGUGAACGGAUGAUCUCUGCAUGUGUAUUUCCCACCGUAAAGCAUGAAGGAGGAGGUGUUAUGAUGUGGGCUGCUUUGCUGGUGACACUGUCUCUGAUUUAUUUAGAAUUCAAGGCACACUUAACCAGCAUGGCUACCACAGCAUUCUGCAGUGAUACACCAUCCCAUCUGGUUUGCGCUUAGUGGGACUAUCAUUUAUUUUCCAACAGGACAAUGACCCAUCACACCUCCAGGCUGUGUAAGGGCUAUUUUACCAAGAAGGAGAGUGAUGGAGUGCUGCAUCAGAUGACUUGGCCUCCACAAUCACCCAACCUCAACUAAAUGGAGAUAGUUUGGGAAAGAGUUCGACCGCAGAGUGAAGGAAAAGCAGCCAACAAGUGCUCAGCAUAUGUGGGUACUCCUUCAAGGCUGUCGGAAAAGCAUUCCAGGUGAAGCUGGUUGAGAGAAUGCCAAGAGUGUGCAAAGCUGUCAUCAAGGCAAAGGGUGGCUAUUUGAAGAAUCUCAAAUAUGACAUAUAUUUAGAUUUGUUUAACACUUCUUUGGUUACUACAUGACUCCAUAUGUGUUAUUUCAUAGUUUUGAUGUCUUCAUUAUUAUUCUACAAUGUAGAAAAUAGUAAAAAAUAAGAAAAACCCUUGAAUGAGUAGGUGUUCUAGAUUUUUGGACUGAUAGUGUAUAUGACUUGUUAUACCUGUACUGUACCUGUAACCCCCCUUCUGAAAAAAUGAAAUAAAAAGUUGGUCACAAAAAAAUAAAUAAAUGCCUUGUAGAACUGGGAGCUCAUUUCAUAAUCAAACACUGGUUUGGUAAAUUUGAUCUCCAGGAUUUCUUUUGUCAUACAUUUUUUUGGGGUGUCAUGAAGAUGUUCUGUUUGGUGUUAAUUGAUGUCAUUGACUUUUAAAUACUGUGUACCAGGCAUCUUUCAUCCCUGCCAUUAAUCAAUGCUGUAUAAAAUCGCUACUGAGCUGAUUUGAGCUGUUUUUUGCUUAUCUUACUGACUUUCACAACAGAUUCAGCCCUACUGACUGAGCUGAAACAAUGCAAUGUUAUCAUGAUUGAGUAGAUUAUUGAAUAAAAUAAU
Messenger RNA from Oncorhynchus keta (chum salmon), 6152 nucleotides. Its product is annotated as gap junction delta-2 protein-like. Lineage: Eukaryota; Metazoa; Chordata; Actinopteri; Salmoniformes; Salmonidae. Bases 1774 to 2895 code for a protein of 373 amino acids. The transcript has 2 exons. Gene Ontology annotation, cellular component: connexin complex. Gene Ontology annotation, biological process: cell communication. The record is from RefSeq and is a predicted model, not a curated record.